AUGUCAAGGCAUCAGUCUAAAGGGCAUGACAUUAGUUGUCAUGCUAAGAAAAGAAAUCCUGGAAAAAAAGAAGAAAAGAAGAAGCCAGUAACAAAAAAAGCAGCUGAGAAUGAGAAUACAAAUAACAAUAACAAAAAGAACGAGAAGAAGAAAGGACAGGUAAAGAAGACUGAGGAAGAAGAUGAGGAUGAUGAUGACGAGGAUGAGGAUGACGAAGAUGAGGAUGAUGAUGACGAAGAUGAGGAUGAUGAAGAAGAUGGCACUUGUCCCCCACAUAGCGACUAUCAUACACAACCUUUGCAACAAAUCCCAGAACACAAAGCUUGUAACAAAUACUGGAACACAAAGCUUGCAACACAUCCUGGAACACAAAGCUUGCAACACAUCCCAGAACACAAAGCUUGUAACAAAUCCCAGAACACAAAGUUUGCAACCAUUCUCAGAACACAAAGCUUGCAAAAAUUCUCAGAACACAAAGCUUACAAAAAUUCUCAGAACACAAAGCUUGUAACAAAUCCUGGAACACAAAGCUUGCAACAAAUCCCAGAACACAAAGUUUGCAACCAUUCUCAGAACACAAAGCUUACAAAAAUUCUCAGAACACAAAGCUUGCAACAAAUCCCAGAACACAAAGCUUGCAACAAAUCCCAGAACGCAAAGCUUGCAACAAAUCCCAGAACACAAAGUUUGCAACCAUUCUCAGAACACAAAGCUUGCAAAAAUUCUCAGAACACAAAGCUUACAAAAAUUCUCAGAACACAAAGCUUGCAACAAAUCCCAGAACGCAAAGCUUGCAACAAAUCCCAGAACACAAAGUUUGCAACCAUUCUCAGAACACAAAGCUUGCAAAAAUUCUCAGAACACAAAGCUUACAAAAAUUCUCAGAACACAAAGCUUGCAACAAAUCCCAGAACACAAAGCUUGCAACACAUUCCAGAACACAAAGCUUGCAACAAAUCCCAGAAUACAAAGCUUCGCAACAUAUUCCAGAACACAAAGCUUCGCAACAUAUUCCAGAACACAAAGCUUGCAACAUAUUCCAGAACACAAAGCUUGCAACAUAUUCCAGAACACAAAGCUUGCAACAAAUCCCAGAACACAAUGCUUGCAACAAAUCCCAGAACACAAAGCUUGCAACAUAUUCCAGAACACAAUGCUUGCAACCAACCCCAAAACACAAAGCUUGCAACAUAUUCCAGAACACAAAGUUUGCAACGAAUCCCAGGACAUAACGCUGGCAACAAAUCCCAGAACGGCUUCUGA
Molecule: messenger RNA, 1263 nt
Organism: Physella acuta
Lineage: Eukaryota; Metazoa; Mollusca; Gastropoda; Physidae
Product: putative ENTR1 family protein
Source: RefSeq, a predicted model, not a curated record